GGUCCCUGGUAAGUGCUCAGCUCACCACCGUCUUGUAUACUGCUGUGUACGGUGUUUAGGGUUGUAGAGAGAGCAUCAAAGCAUGGGGAGAGCCAUUACUAAGAGCAUGAUCAGGAGGAUGAUGAUGACGACGACGAAGAACAGCGCUGUUGGUCACUUCCUCCGACGGACCUCAACCCCUCACUUGAACAGCUCUUCUCUCUUCCAUUUACAUAACCCAUCUUCUCUCACUCAUCACGUUGUUCAACAAAAAUCCCAUCUUUGCUCCUUUUCCUCUGAUCCCCGUCGGUUUUUCAGCAUUGGCUUCUCUGACGAUGUUCGAGGUUUGUCUAUUUCAAAAUUUGCAGAUGAGGCAAGUGAAGAAGGAGAAACCACUGAUGAUGGAUGGGAAGAAGAAGACGAUUCUGAGCCUAUGAUUGGUGAUGGGGGUGAUGGCGGUGGAGUUGCCUUGCGUAAUGUUCCCUGGGGCCAGCGGGCGCUCUCUGUUGCCAAGGAUAUCCUUAAGGAGUUUAAUGAGGACAUUGAACUAUAUGCUUUCAAGACUAGUCCUCGAGGAUAUGUUUAUGUGAGAUUAGACAAAUUAACAAAUGAAUAUGGCUGUCCAAGCAUGGAAGAGCUUGAACGAUAUAAUCAAGAAUACAAGAAAAGAUUAGAUGAGGUUGGAGCACUUGGAGAGAUACCUGAUGAUUUGGCACUUGAGGUUUCAUCCCCAGGUGCUGAGAGGAUACUAAAAGUGCCAGAUGAUCUUAAUCGUUUCCAAGACAUGCCCAUGAGAGUCCACUAUACGGAAAAUACAGAAUCCAAUAGCACAGAAGAGGAUGGAGUUUUCUUGUUAGAGUCUAUAGAGAAAGAAUCAGAGGUAUGUGUGUGGAAGCUGGCAGAUGUUAAAGAGAACAGAGACCCUCUCAGAAAAGGCAAGCCUUUAAGUCGAAAACAGAAGGAUUGGCGAUUAGAAUUGCCGUUUAACAUGCAUAGAAUGGUAACCCUGUAUCUUGAUUAAUUCUUAAAUCUUUUUGCUACCUACAUUUAAAAAACUAGAUAUGACAUUUGGAAGUAGUUUUGGAGGAAAAAAUGUAGUUCUUUUCUGAGUUAACUUUUCAGCACAGUACUAGGUGAUGUUCUGGUUUUAUUAAACUUUAAAUUAAUUGAAUAUAAAUACCUGUUAAUUUGGACA
This is a messenger RNA of Arachis duranensis, 1174 nucleotides long. RefSeq lists its product as uncharacterized. The record is from RefSeq and is a predicted model, not a curated record. The transcript has 5 exons. NCBI's taxonomy places the organism in Eukaryota, Viridiplantae, Streptophyta, Magnoliopsida, Fabales, Fabaceae. Bases 83 to 1000 code for a protein of 305 amino acids.